Molecule: messenger RNA, 1896 nt
Organism: Benincasa hispida (wax gourd)
Lineage: Eukaryota; Viridiplantae; Streptophyta; Magnoliopsida; Cucurbitales; Cucurbitaceae
Source: RefSeq, a predicted model, not a curated record
GAAUUUGGAACUAUCGUUUUGACUCAAAACUGAAACACUGGUCUCACACGGCCUGCCAUGGCGACGACCUAAAUAAAGCAAAAGCCAUUUUUUCCCAACAACGCACGCUCAUUGUAAUCAAACCGCUCAAUACCAUUCUGGCAAAUGGCAAUUGGUAUUAAAUCUCCCAAUCUCUCCUCAACCCUUUUCCCAUCCAAAAAACAAAGGAAAAAACCGAAAAAGAACUUCACAAAUCUCCUCAUCUUCUUCCUCCGCUCCGGUCGGAUCCAUGGUGUUUCAGCCGUAAUUAGCAAUGCUUCAUGGUUGAUCUGAUCUGGGUCGGUGAUGAAUCUCAGGAAAAAAGACAUGGAGUUUGAAAGAAUUCGAGAGUUGUUGCUUAUUUGGUGUGGAAUUCGAAGCCUCCGAGUAGCCCUCGUGGGUGGAAAUCAUACCGCUGCCAGGUUUUGCUCUCGCUAGAACCCCUUUUUUCACUUCUUUUACAACCCCACCUGAAAUUUCCCCUUCUUGUCGAUCUCAUCUUCAACUUUUAGCAUCUGGGUAUUUCCCCAAACUUUCAUACCCAUUCUAAUUCACCAACGAUUCCACAUUCUCCGAGGAAUUAGGCGUCGGAAUCAUGGAUUUUGUUUGUUUCAAUCGACCCAAUAGCAAAGCAUUUGACAUUGUCAGCUGGAAUUCUAAGACCCAUUUGGUUAUAAAGUUUCCUAAUACUCAAAUUCUUCGUGUGAUUUCUUAUUCGUUGUUUUUUGCUAUGGCUAUUCUCACGUUUCCCUAUAUUGUGUCCAUUCUUGGGCAAGAAAGUGGGUCAGAGUUUUUUUCUGUGUCAGAUAUGAUUGAUUCUGAGCAAUUGGAUUUGUUUUUUCGUGAUUUGGGUCACGAAGGCUUGACCAUUAACGGCCAUAAGGCUCUCAUUUUGAGCUCUGCUGAAACUAAAGGCUUGAUUCAGAUUCGUGUGUUGGAUGGUGAUGAACACAAACUUAAUAUAGUUGUGGACUCUGAUUUUGAUAGGAGUGGGUUGUUUUCUGAUGAUUCUUUUGAUUUUGUGUUAUCUUCGGGCCUUGUGGACUCUGAUUUCAUUGAUAGAAUUUUGAAAAUCGGUGGCAUUGUGGCUUUUCCACUCAAUAACAAUGACCCAUCAAAUCAUUUUCAAAAGAAACCAAAUUACAGGCCUGUGUUUCUCAAUAGAUACAGCUCCAUCAUUGUGGUGAUGGAGAAAACAGCCAUGGCUGAUCAACUGGUUUAUGCUUCAAGUUCAAGAAGACGUCUCUUUCAAUUCUCAUUGCCAACUAGAAAUGCAGCUUUGAGAGACCUUGAGGAUGUUCUACUUGAGCCACCAAUUAAGGACGUGGCCAAACCAAACAAACUUGGGAGAAAAGUCAAGUACCUUCCCGACCUUGUAGAUAAAGCAUCGUCACGGUUGGCCAGCAUGAAUGGUGUAAGUCCAACAUUUUGAUCAGAACAACCCAAGAAACGAUCGAGAGUUUGAGGUUCCCAAAAUUGACUUGAAACCUGGGAAGCUUAUGGAAAUGUGGACAAUGUAUUUGGUGGAUGUAAUUGUUCUUGGAGUGCUGGUUAUUGGGAAGAUGGAGGUGAGAAGAAGAUCUAGAGAGCUUAUUGGGAAUGGUUGUCUCUGUAUGCGAAGUUUGAAAGAUGAGGGAAUUGCAAUGCAUCAAUGGUGGGGUUAAGAGAGAGUUGUUCCUUCUGUGGUUGAUUUGAUGUAACGUGGUAGCAAAGCUAGUGCUAGCUUGAAGUUUCAGAAGUUCUGUCAUGAUGGAUGUUUCCUGUUUGUUUUUGUUUUGUGUGUGAUUUAUUUGGCUUGUAAAAGAGGUGGUUUUUAGGAAUAUUAGAAUGAAAUUCUCAUUGCUUUUUAGAAAUUUGAAGUUCUUCUCAACUUGAAUC